UCACUUCUUCUAUCUUCCUAUAAAAAGGCCUAACAAUGCCACCUAACCUCACCACCUCACUCUUCAUCAUUGCUAGAACACUCUCAAAACCAAAAUGAGAACUAAAAGUAUUAUACUUCUAAUUUUCAUCACUAUCUUUGCUUUCAACCCUUCAAAUGCAAAACAAACACAACCCUUUUCAACUAUGCUCAAUAUCAACCAUAUUCUAAACAAAAUCCCUCAGUUGAAAGCUCUAACACAAGGAUUCCAAGAAUCACAGUUGCAGGUUUCAGUCCCUUUGGUGGUGGCUGGAAUCCUAUGCUUCAUAGCUUCAUCAAUAUCAAGUGCUGGUGGAAUAGGUGGUGGUGGAAUUUUCAUACCUAUACUAACUAUUGUAGCUGGUUUAGACUUGAAAGUAGCUUCAAGUAUUUCAGCUUUUAUGGUCACAGGAGGAUCAGUUGCAAAUGUUAUAUGCUAUAUGUUUACAACAAGUCCAAAAUUUGGUGGAAAAUCAUUGAUUGAUUAUGAUAUAGCACUUUCAUCUGAACCUUGUAUGUUACUAGGAGUGAGUGUUGGUGUUAUUUGUAACCUUGUUUUUCCAGAAUGGUUGAUAACGUUAAUGUUUGCUGUUUUUCUUGCUUGGUCUACCUCAAAAACAUGUAAAAGUGGAGUGAUGUUUUGGACCAUUGAAUCAGAAGAAAUAAGGGUUAAUGGAGUUGAGGAAAUUGAAAAAGGGUUGUUAGAGAAAGAGACUAGUACUAAAGGGUUGGUGAGGUUACUGCAGAAGGAAAACGAUAGGUCAGAAAAAGUUGAAGAGAAUCUUGUUAUGGUCCCUAAAGAAAAUAGUGUCAAGUUGUGUAUUCCUUGGUUGAAAUUGGGAGUGUUACUUUUGGUGUGGCUUUCUUUCUUUUCUAUUUAUCUUCUUCGCGGCAAUGGAAAUGGACAGAGAAUCAUUCCAAUGGAACCAUGCGGUGUAGGAUACUGGAUUAUCUCAUCAGUUCAAGUACCACUAGCAGUUGUUUUCACUGCUUGGAUGGUAUUUAGAAAAGAAAGUCUUCAAGAGCCGUCUCUUAUACCAGAAGUACAAUGUCAGAACAGAAAUUGUCCAUCGAAUAAGCUUGUUUUUCCAUUGAUGGCACUCCUAGCAGGAAUACUAGGCGGUGUUUUCGGAAUCGGAGGUGGAAUGCUUAUAAGUCCACUUCUUCUUCAAGUCGGAAUAGCUCCUGAGGUAACAGCAGCAACAUGUUCUUUCAUGGUUUUCUUUUCGUCUACGAUGUCGGCGUUGCAGUAUCUGUUGUUGGGAAUGGAACAUGUAGAGACUGCACUUAUAUUGGCCAUAAUGUGUUUUGUUGCAUCACUUAUUGGAUUAUUGGUUGUGCAGAAAGUAAUUGGAAAAUAUGGAAGACCUUCAAUAAUAGUGUUUUCAGUUAGCAUAGUGAUGUCUUUAAGUGUUGUUCUUAUGACUAGCUUUGGGGCCAUUAAGGUUUGGGAAGAUUACAAGUCAGGGAAAUAUAUGGGGUUUAAACUACCUUGUUAAUAAAACAGUUGUGUUGUGUUAUAUGAGUUUUUGUUUGUAUACCUUGCUCUUUCUUAUAAGUAUUUUUGUUAUUUUCA
Lathyrus oleraceus (garden pea) is the source of this 1593-nucleotide messenger RNA. Its product is annotated as sulfite exporter TauE/SafE family protein 2. The transcript has 2 exons. Lineage: Eukaryota; Viridiplantae; Streptophyta; Magnoliopsida; Fabales; Fabaceae. The record is from RefSeq and is a predicted model, not a curated record. Gene Ontology annotation, cellular component: membrane; Cul4A-RING E3 ubiquitin ligase complex. Gene Ontology annotation, biological process: protein ubiquitination. Bases 95 to 1516 code for a protein of 473 amino acids.